Molecule: messenger RNA, 792 nt
Organism: Penicillium manginii
Lineage: Eukaryota; Fungi; Ascomycota; Eurotiomycetes; Eurotiales; Aspergillaceae
Exons: 1
Coding region: 1-792 (263 amino acids)
Source: RefSeq, a predicted model, not a curated record
AUGGCCAGUCUAAGUGAUAUUCCCGCCGGAUUUGUUAACGGCAUUGAAACAAGUUCUCUUUCGGUGAAGAUCAUUGUUGGAGCUUUACUCGUCAUUGCUCUUUACAAUGCACUUGAACUCAUUAUUCUCAUUUUCCUGAAUUUCAAACAAUAUCGCGGGCUCUAUUUCUGGUCAUUACUAGUAUCAAGUGUUUUUGGUGUUGUUCCCACUACAAUUGGCGCUUCGCUUUAUUUUUACUUGAUCGAUCCUCUCUGGCUAGCUCUGACAAUCUCGCACAUUGGAUUUUACGCGAUGGUGCCGAUUCAGUCACUAGUCCUAUAUUCUCGACUGUAUCUAGUCCUGCAUGACGAGAAACGUCUUCGUUAUGUCCUUUAUCUCAUUGUCGCCGACACAAUCGCCCUUCUUCCUUCUCCUUCGAUCACGAUGUUCGGUUCGGCAUAUUUCCAAAACCAUCAGUGGAAUAAAGCUUAUCAAAUAACAGAACGUCUUCAAGUGACUGGAUUUUGCGUCCAAGGAUUUUUGAUCUCUUCCCUUUACAUUAUGGAAGCCAUCAAACUCUUACAGGUCAGUCUCGAGAUAUCGACCCGAGGAAAAAAUGUCAUGUAUCAGCUCGUGGCAAACAACGUCGUUAUCAUAACCAUGGACGUUGAUCUAUUAGUGUUGGAAUAUUUGGGCUUGUAUUAUUUACAGGUCUCACUCAAGUCGAUAGUUUAUAGCGUCAGUGUUGAAGCUCGAAUUUGCUGUCUUGGGAAAACUCAUUAUGAUCACAAGCCAACAUGGGCUGGUAAUUGA